Molecule: messenger RNA, 8993 nt
Organism: Helobdella robusta
Lineage: Eukaryota; Metazoa; Annelida; Clitellata; Rhynchobdellida; Glossiphoniidae
Exons: 49
Coding region: 15-8993 (2992 amino acids)
Molecular function (GO): zinc ion binding
Source: RefSeq, a predicted model, not a curated record
GCUACGACCUGUUGAUGUCAACAUUGGAUGAAAUCUCAACUGAUUUCCAGCAUCAUUUAACGUUGUUGACGACCUCAACGACGACGACAACAUCCCUAGCACCAACAUCAUUAGCGUCAACAUCGGCAUCUGCCGCUACAACAAGCCAACAACAGCAGCAGCACAAAUUGUUGCAGAGAAAUCAAUAUAAGCACUCCACAAUCUCAUCCCCAACACCAACAACUAAACAACAGAAACAACAGCAGCAGUCAACAACAACAACUACAACAACAACAACAACUGCAACAACUACAACAACAACACAGACAGCAGUACAAGAUAGCAAAGAUUCUUCUAGCAAGGAAAAGUCGUCUGCUACCACCCAGCAAUCUGGGGUCAUCGAUAAAAAGGACCCCAACACUUCAGCCCUCUUCUCCAAUCAGCCCAGUGACAUUCAGGAGUCACUCAUAGUCCUAAAUCUCUCGACUCUGCAGCAGCAGUUGAAGGGUAAUGACAUAUUAUUGGAUGCAUGCGCGUCUCUACCUGUCCUGAAAAAGUUUGAGGGCAUGCACAAGUUUGUCACUAAAGUUAGUGAAAGUGACAGUGAAGCUGGUACAGUUGUUGGGGCUGGGACGAGUGUUACACUCGGGAAAGAAUUUUUGUGGCCCAUUAAUUUAACUGAAGCCAUGGCUAUUGCGUCAAAAUUUCAGCCGAUCCUAGCAGACAUCUCCAUAGUCUGGCGCUUGUUCAGUAUUCCAAUCUUCGAGCCUCUGUCUAGACAGCGUGUUUUGAAGUUUGUCUCAGUGGCCACAAACUGUCUGAAUGCAGCCAUCCUAGCAACUGCUGCAACUACAAUGAUGAAUAUGUGUAGUACAUUGGCAGCUUCAAGUGGAACGUACAACAGAGGUUCUUCAGGCAGUAAGGAGGAAGACUAUGAGGGUUAUGCAAACUCCAUUGUUCAGAAAUCUCUUGAUAUCUUCAAUUGGGUGUCAAAUAUUUUUCAAAAAUCCCUAAAAGCUGGAGAUGUGCAUCUGAAUUUAAAAAUGCUUGGUGCAUCUGCUCUCUUAGCUGGUAUCAAAGAAAUUGUCAAUCAGGAUUAUUCGGCUUUGGCUAAAUCGUCUCUGGCCACUUCGGCUACUGCUUCUAGCAGGAGUAGAAAACCAAGUGGUAGUGAAGCAGCUAAAGUCGCGUUUACUACUACAACUACUGAUGCUGCAGCUACGGCUACUUCGCCACUUAAAAAGAGUGAGGAUAAAGAUGAUGGUGGUGGCAGUAGUGAUGAAAGCAAUUAUGAUUGGCAUAAGAUCGACUAUCCACCAAUCACGUCACUGACCGUUGCACUGGCCAAUCAAACGACUCGAUUGCUCAAUGUCCUAUUCUUGGAUAUGGAAAAGGAAGUUGUAUCGACUCCUCCCACUGUAGAACAGCCAAUAAUAGUUGGAGAAUUUAACGUGUAUAACACAUACACAGCCUAUGAGAGGAUUGUUAAACUGACCAGUGAUGUGGAUAUUUUGGAACUUUUCAAUAGGAUCUCUUGUUAUUCAUUCUUUAAGGGUGUUACCCUGUUCAAUGCUAUGUGUGAAAAAGUAGAAGCAACAUCAACUACCAAUAAGAAGACAACAACAACUACGACGACAACAACAACAACUUCUGCCAAUCUUACUACUACAUUUCGCGGCAGCAAGAAGGACGAAACUGCUGUUAGCACAGCUACUACUACGGCUACUACCACAGCUACAUCAGCUACAGCUAAUUCAGCUGCUGCUACUGACGCUGCUUUUGAGCUUGAGAGUGAUACUAGUGACAGUAAUACUUACUAUGAGGAAGAUUUCAGCAGUAGUCAGGAUGAGCUGAGUUAUGAUGACGACGAUUCAGAAAAGAUCUUGGGACACAUCUUCGACAUGAACAUCAGCUCGGGCAGGGAUCACCAUCAUCACGGCCAGACGAACGGCGAGACGACAGGGAGCCAGACACUGACCGGACACAUGGCCAGCUCGGAGCGCAAACAUCCUCGUCGCCAUAGUAACACGGAAAGUGUUGUCCUGGUGCCUGAUAAAAAAGAAAUCGAGACGUAUGUGAAGUUAUCAACUGACCUCGUGAACUUCAUGAUCCAACAUUACAUCAUCUCCUCCUGUAACUUUCUGCUGAAGAAACUUACACCGGAGUAUCUCGUCUACUUUGCCCUAAUUGUCCGGGAACUAGAUCGCCUAUUCCCUAGCUCCUCCUCCUACAUCACCUUGACCUUCAAUUUGAUGUCUAGGUCACUGGCCUACUUUAUUCAUCUGCUAUUGACUAAGAAGAUCUACAGCCAUCAAUCUCAGAUGCUAAUUUUGACCUACUUGAAUGUUGGGUACACAAAACCGCAACAACAAACGACAUCACCAUCAUCAAUAUCCCCGCCACAACAACUGCAUCAACCUUUCUGGUGGUCAAAUAGUAAUACUACUGCUGCUGCUGAAGACGAUGACGCUGAUGCAAAUAGAGAUGUUGUUGAGAAAGAUGAGGAUGAGAAAAAUAAAAAAGACGACAGUCAAGAGGAUAGAUACAGAAGAGGAGACAAAAAAGCAAGUGCUACAUCUCUGUUUCCUUAUCAAAUUCGUCCUAGAACGCUGGCUGUUCUUGUGGAAGUUGUACUGGUUAGACAGCAAUGGGCUAAGGAAAAAAUGCUGUCCUCCUCACCAUCUCGUGCCAAUGAUGAGGUCAGUGAGGCUGAAACGACAGUCAGCACUAAUGAUGAUGAUGAGGUCAAUGGUGACGCGAGUGCAUUUCAGGAAAAGUUUGGGGAUGGACUUUUAGUGAUGGAACGACUGAUGGAAAGGCUGCAGAUGGUUCUGGAUGAGAUGGUCAAGAGGAUGACGAUGGGAAGCAUUGAUGACCAGCUGGAUAUCAUGAUGGAAGACGUAAACAAAGAGUGCAUGCUCAUGAUCUUCUUCCUCUUCCUAAAUCUGAACCUGAUGGAGAAAAAAGUACUCUGGAUUGACCUUUGCAAAUGUCUGGUCAGUUUCAAUUCAAAGGUCAAGGUCAGUCAGAUUGUCAAUCCACUGCCAGUAACUAGAAUCCUCAAGGCAAUUGACUACCUCUUGAGAAACUUCUACGAAAUACCGUCUACCCUCAAUGAAACGGUAUCAAAAUGUAUCUUUGGUGUAUUUACUGGCACAACGACGAAUGUAGUCCCGUUCACUAUGAGUUCCAAUAAAUUACCAUCCUAUGACUUUUACGAACUCGCCUGUAGUUUCCUGUUAGGAAAUCCAGAGUCACUGGAUUAUAAUGAGUUCUACGACUCGAUACUCAACAUGAUGACUGUUGGCACUGACGUUGUCGACUUCCCAGAGGAACACUUUCAUAUGAUAGUACAGCUGCAUAAAGAGCAUUUGAAAGUAACUGAACGACUUCUGGACGCACUGCCACCGUCUGUCAAAUUCCUGAAGUCCAUUGAGGCCAGUUCAGCCAAGUACAGCCACGGCCUCCAGGUACUUCACAUAGCAAAGUGGGUCCCAAGAAUGAAUAUCGAUCCAUAUCAUCUCUGGAUCAAGGAUUUCUUAGUGAAGCAAGGAAUGACUAUCCAGGAUGCAGGGACGCUGAUGACGAAUGUGCUGAAGAAUAUGCUCCAAGGGGAUUGCUUCGAAAGACUCUGUGCACACUAUUUCAAAAAUGAGAUCUUAAAGGGCGGCAUCGAUAAAGCUAUGAAGAUGUCAUUGUUCAGACUCUGUAAUCUCGACAUGGUCAUAUGCUAUCUCUACUCUGUUGUGAAUGGGGCGUUUGUCUGCCUUUCUGGAUCAGAAGGAUACGACGCUACUUCUGCCACCACUACUACUACUGCUGCCACCACUACUACUACUAGUACUGCUGCUGCUACUACUACUACUACUGCCAGUGUAGCAAGCCCUAAUGCUAUUGCUUCUAUAAUGUAUUAUUACAACGUUGACAUUGAGAAAGCGCUGAUGACUGUCAAUGCCCACCUGGACGCUUUCAAUCACGUCUUUCAAAUUCUCAAGAAUCUGGUUGAUUCUACAAAAUACUGUCUGUAUGAAGUAGCAUCAGCUCGCAAAACUCAACAACAGCAGCAGCAGCAGGCUAAAAGUUCGUUCGAUGUUUCCGGGGGUAAGGAUGGCCCGGAGGAGCCCUUCAGCCUCCCUCACUGGAUGGACAUGGGGGCUUUCGAAGUCAAUUCCUCGACCAACAAACUCCUGAAGGAUAUGGACUUUGAGGUGCCUAUCUUCGACAUGGGUAGGUAUCCGGAGUUUAUGAAGGUGCUCACCGAAUGGAAGGAGGUGUCAUCGGUACUUACUGCCGGAUUUCCUCCUUAUGAAGAAUGGACGCUCAUCUUCAGUGGAAACAACUCUAGCGAUGUAACACGACUGGAAUCGAGCCUCAGUUCACUGCAGUCGGCACAUCUCCAGUCCAUCCCUGAUCGGCCGGCCAUGACCUCGGCAGUGAACAGUUCUAACUUCAUGCUCGUAUCGUUGAAGAGAGUCAUUAUGACGUGCCUGAAGUUUCUACUAUUGAAUAUAAAGCAUAACAUAGGAGAGGAAUCCGAACGUUUAUUCUGCCAGUAUGCCAUUCAGUUGACAACGGACUGUAUGUUCGACUUUCUUUAUCCUAACUAUUUGAAGCCAGUUAUAGAUAAAGUAUACCCGAGUAAAGAUGAUAAUGCCAAGGUCGUUAGUCUGACCUUGAACCACAUUCUAGAGGUCGUUCAUAAACCAAUCAGAAAAUCAAUAAGAGAUAGCUAUGAAAUAACAAAAGAGAGAGUAGACGAGGUGCUGAAAUUUUUAGAGCACAUAGCUCGUCACACGAGUGGGAUGAUGGCUUUGGAAAAAGGUAUAGACAAGAGCAAGUCGAACGCUUAUAGAGCCAUCAACAACUCGGCAUCGUCACUAUCUGACGACGAUCUUUCGCAAUGGCUGGCUACAAUUAUCCUCCCGCCAUCAGCAUCAUCAUCCUUCAUGACGUCAUCCUCUAUGUCUACGUCAUCAUCUCUGGCAUCGUUGACUCAGGUUGAGGACGAGUUUUACAAGGAGAGGCAGUUACACUUUCAAAUAUUUAUCAGUCAUUUGUCUAAGGAAAGGAAUACUACUGCAACUACUGAUUCAGCUGCAGCUACGACUGCGUCCACCCCGACGACACCACCGGCCAAACACGACGUCGAUUUGUCGCCUUCUCGUCAUUACCUCAUCGAUCGCUUGCUUCACCCGACGAUCAACAUCACCACCCAACUUCUGCCACCCAUGGGAGAUGCUCAGGGAUUUCCGGAACUUUUUGUGGCCAUGAUCAGCAUGGCUUCCACUGGACCUCAGGAGGUUAAAGAUGAUUUGUUCGUGGCCUCUCUCGAAUGGAUUAAUAUCUGUGUAAUGUAUCUACACUCAAGAGAAGUUAUUAAGAAGGCCAAGAACAAUGUCCCAGGAUUGCAUCAGCAGGUCAUCGAGUCCAUGUGCUCUGUGCUGCUGUACGUAAGGGACUGUAUCAACGUGCCAUCUGCUGGCGUGAUAGCCAGUGGUAGGAGCCAGGAAAGGUAUCACUGCCACACGUGCAAAAUGGUAGACGGUGUGGGUGUGUGUAGUGUGUGCGCCAGAGUUUGUCACAAAGGUCACGACCUUUCCUACGCUAAAUACGGAUCAUUUUUCUGUGACUGUGGUGCCAGGGAAGAUAAUACCAAGUGUUUGGCUUUGACGAGGAGGACUUUGAGAAACGAACUGAAACAGCAGUCUGAAUCUGAACAACAGCAGCAGCAGUCUAAAAAGCAGAAACAACAAAUUCAAACAUCAUCAUUAACAACGAAAUCGUCGGCAACAACAAAACUUGUCUCUGAUUCGUCAGCAUCGUCGUCCAAUAAGAUAUCGAGGUAUUUUCCUAAUCUGGGGCACGCCUUCAAGGUCAUGAGUGACGUAGCCUUAGGUGGUGGUGGUGGUAGCGGUGGUAGCGCCAGUGCGGCUGGUGCUGCUGGUGCUCUUGAUGAUGAUGGAAAAAUUGUUAAGAGGAGGGAGACGGAGAUGAAGAUGGUGAUGGAGAGGAAUGCCGUCGUUAAACAUUAUCUGGAUUUGCUGAAAAACAACAUAGUAGCAGAAUCACUGAUUGACAUGCUGGAGAUGCUAUCUCCAGAAACAGUUGACCACUACAACAAAUCCUCUUUGUUUGGCUGUCUGAAGAGGUGUCGGGCCUCAAUGCAAGACCUCCAUCAGUGUACAGAUACAAUUACACAUGGGUCGCAAGAGGGCUUGUUUGAGAGUGCAAGGUCGAUGUUUUCCGGCGAGCAAGGUCAGACCAUCAGGCAGUUGAUCUCGUCACACGCCCUUAAAAAGGUGACUAUGUGUGUAAUGUCUUCACCAUUCGGUAAAAAACAACAUCUAGCCAUGGCCAAUGAAAAAGGCAAGGUGACCCUGCUUCAGCUGCCUAGUUUGCUGAAAUCCGUGCAUACUGCUAAAAAGAAAAUGACUCUACCGAAGAUCAGCGUGGAGUUAGUACCAUUCACAGUUCUAAACAUGGCUGGCUGCCCUGCUAAUGAUGACUUCUUGGCUGUCUGUGGUCUCAAGGAGUGCCACAUCCUUAAUUUCACCAGUUCUGGGUCUGCAGCCACACACCUCGUGCUCCAGCUUGCACUUGAAUCCGGUAACUACAUCAUCAAGACACUCUGGCUGCCAGGCUCUCAGAGCGAAUUAGCAGUAGUCACUGCAGACUUCGUAAAGAUAUACGACCUAUCACAAGACACCAUCAGCCCCCAAUACUACUUCCUACUUCCGUCCGGUAAAAUCAGGGAUGUGACUUUUAUUUGUAGACCCAGCCAGGGUAAUGAUAACAUCGGGGGCACUAUCGGAGUAGAUGGCGGUAGAGAUGCCAGUGGUGAUGCUAGGUACAUUGCCAUUAUGGGACAAGCUGGUUACAUUUAUACCCAGGUACUGGACGAAAGCAGCAGUGCAAAGUCUGGAACUUUCUACGUUACCAAUGUACUCGAACUGGAGCACAUUGAUCUGAAGCUCAAACGCUCCAUCAAGUGCCAGCAGUGCAAAAACGACAACGUCGACAACGACGACGACAGCAACAUCGUCAGCUACAACGACGACUUCAUCGACUACGACGACGGCGACAUCGUCAGCAGCGGCAGCAACGACAUCGUCGCCAGCUGGACAAACGUUCAAGACAUGGUCCUUUUGAGACAUCAAAAUCUUCAGCCGGAAAAACAGCCAACAGCUGCAGCAGCAGCUACACCAGCCACUGGAAGCAGAUAUGGUUCAUCAUCAGUGGCAGCAACUACAACCCCAGCAACAGCACCUGCAACUACAACUCCAUCGGCAACAACUGCACAGCCGGCUGUCACACCAUCUCCGACCAGGCUAGCUCAAAAAUCGCUAGCAUCGGCUGCCAGCACUACAGCUACUUUCACAUCCGAAUCUAUUCAAGUUCCUAGAGGAGCUAACGAUAAGCAAACAACCCUGACGUUGCUGUGCGAGGAUGGGAGCCUCAAGCUUUGCAAGGUCGAUUCAAAGCUCACAGAUUAUUGGAUGGUAAACCCGAAGUAUCAGUCGGAAUUAGCAGGCGGAUCAGGCGUGGCUGCUCCUGGGGUUCCUCAUGGGACUAAGACGCUGAAGAAAAAAUCAAAGCCCGCCAGUGCUCAGCAGCAGGAAGUUGAUCCCAAAACUGGUCUGCCAGUAUUUCCUGUGGAUUUCUUUGAGAAAUGUCAGCUGUGCAACACGGAGGACAUCGUGUUCGCAGGUAACGACGUGCUACAGUACUACAACACGAGUCAAAUUAGGACGAGACUCGAUCAGCAAGGCCUCUACAUUGCCAGUAUCAAGCCUUCUGGGUUCAGCAUGGAAGUGUGGAAUGACACUAGUGCGACAAACGUCUUGGUGGGUAUCAGGGUUAUGGUCGGAUUUCAAUCCAUUGACAGGGCACCGUCUCACAUUGAAGUUUUCAAUAGAACUAUACCUACGACGAACCUGACUCGUCAGAGAUGGUACGACAUUCCAUUUACUAGAGAAGAAUCCAUUAGUGCCGAAAAAUACUUCACAAUCAACUUCGGACCCAGCAGAGAUCCAGGUCAUAUAACAAUGGUAGAUUCAAUAAAAGUUUACUACAAAACUAAAGAAGCAUUCGGAUGGCCAGACGACGACGAAGCCGCCGCCCAGACCUCUUCUCAGACAGCCACCCAAGCAGUUAGCCAGACUGCCACCAGCCAGACGGUGACCUCGGCUGACCUCAAAGUCGAUGAAGGUCAAAGUGGCGGCACUGGUGGUAGUAAUGCCGUUGGAAUGGGAGGUGACAAUGGAACAGGAAUGAGUCAUUUUGAUAGACUGCUGGCCGGAACGAUGGAGAUUGUGAACGAUUGCUUUGCCGUAUCACCGUCACUCUCUGAAGAUAAAAGGGUUCGCAAGAUGACCUUGGACUUCACGACUAACCUCUUGACCUUGGCCACUCCCGAACUCGUCCAGCUGCACAAUCAGGCGCUCAUGUCCACUCUCUUCAGCAACAAGGCAUCCUACUGCUGGCAUAAGGAUCUAGCCCACAUGCAGCAGCUUGCAAAACAACUGGACCAGUUCUUCAACUGCAGUAACAAUAAUGAUAAUAAUGAUGAUGAAAAUGAUGUAGACAUCUUGGCUGAAAGGUUUCAAAAGUCAGUAAGUGCCGUAGGAGCAAUCUCCCAACUUAGACCUCAAAACGUCGUCAAGUUCGUUGAACUUCAGCUACAACAGCAACAACAACAGGGUGAUGAUGAAGAUGAUAGAGAUGACAAUGAUACAGCCGGUGAGAAGGAGAAGAAGAAGAAGAAGAAGGAUAAAGAUGACGAGAAACUGAAAUUAAAUGUCGAGGCUUGCCGAGCUGCUACUGCUUCUGAUGCUGGAGCUAGUGGGAUAACUGAAAACAGACAGCAGCAACAAGGGAGCCAGUUUGAGUUGUCGACAACGGAAUCGCAGCAUUUCGUUUCGAAACUGUGCGCCGUGUUCUGGCAUCUCGUCUCGAAACAGAUUGAUAGUCCACUCAUUUGUCCCGUCUAUGUUACUGGUCAGUUGUGUCGAUGA